GGGAGGUUGUUUUGUUGGCAGGGGCCAACACGAAAAACAGAAGAGAACAUAAAUGAUACAAAAAAUAUAAAUUUAUUCAAUCAACCAAUAAACUACCCGUGUGCAAAGCUGAGCAGCUUCUUGUAGGCCUAACCCCUAAAUUAGGGAGGUCGAGCACUCUGCCUCUUCUGCGACCACCUCGUGUAUCCCGAUGCCUACCCUUUGAGAGCUUCCCAGCACCCACCUCCCGAGGCCACCUGAUUUGCCCUGUUGUCAAACAUAGAAGGGAAGGGAGAAGCAGCAUCCGACAUGGCAGCUAAAGCAGGGGACAACCCAGACAGCCUCAUGGCUCUGUCCACGGCCUUCUGCCUAAGGAACCUGAGGAGGACCAUGUGCUACCUGGGAGAAGGGAACAAGCUCUGCCUGCGCUCAGAUGUCUUCCUGCCCAGCGAGAUCUGUGACAAGCUGGUCAACACAUACAUGGAGCUGGUACAUUCGGACAGUAACUUUGAGCCGCAGGACGGCUUCUUCCAGCUGUUCUCGGACCCGCGCAGCACCAGGCUCACCAGGGUGCAGCUGAGGGAGGACCUUGUGCGGGACAUGGACCUGGAGGCCAUUGGGAAACAGGACUUGAUAGAGCUCCACCUCACCUACUGCAACAGCCUAUCAGCGCGCAGCCUAAAGACUCUGGCCAGCUUCCGCCAGACCCUGGUCUCCCUCAGCCUGUUCGGCUGCAGCCACAUCUUCUACCGCAAGGGUGGCGCUCCGCUGGCGUGCAACGAGGACGACGAGGAAGAGGCGGAGCGGCCGGCCUCCAGACAGGCGCUGGACACAGACUUCAGCUUCCAGGGCUUCAACCGGCUGCGGCUGCUCAACCUGGGGGGUCUGCCUGAAGAGGUGGACCCCGAGGCCCUGCUCAAGCCCCUGCCGGCCCUCAACUCUCUGGACCUGUCCGGGGUGCAGCUGCCCAGGGCUGCCUUCCUGGCCCAGUGGAAGGAGAGGCUGGCCUCGCUGGUGCUUUACAACGUGGACCUGUCAGAGGAGCUGGUCAACACAGUGGUGGAGCUGGGACACCUCAGGCACCUGGAUAUCUCCCGAGAGCGCACCUCCAAGUUCAAAAUGACCCGUAAGAUCCUGACGGCCAUCGUGCAGGGCCUGGUCAACCUGGUGUCAUUGGACAUCUCAGGCCACAUCAUGCUGGACAACUGCACAGUCCCACACCUGGAGGAGGCCAUGGGACGUCCAAGCAUUGAGCCCUGCAAGAGCAGCAUCUACCCUUUCCAGGAGCUGAAGAGGCCUCUGCAGUUUCUGGGGCUCUACAACACCACCCUUUGUAAUGUGACGCACAUCCCUGCGUACAAGGUCACAGGCUCCAAGAAUGAAGACCAGGUCCUGAAUGCCAUCGAGGCCUACACAGAGUUCCGCCCGGAGUUGGCCCACCGAGCAAUCAACCAGCUGUUUGACAUCGCCAGGAUACAGCACUGCAGCCAGCUACUGCGGGCACUUCAGCUGGUGAUUGCUGCGCUGAAGUGCCAUAAGUACGAAAAGAGCGUCCAGGUGACAGGCAGCGCGGCCCUCUUCUACCUGACCAACACUGAGUACCGCAGUGACCAGAGCAUGAGGCUACGCCGGCAGGUCAUCCAGGUGGUGCUCAACGGCAUGGAGCAGUACCAAGAGGUCACGGUCCAGAGGAACUGCUGCCUGACGCUGUGUAACUUCAGCAUCCCCGAGGAGCUGGAGUUCCAGUACAGCCGGGUCAACCUGCUGCUGCUGAAGAUCCUGGAGCCGGCCCGGCAGGACGAGUCCAUCCAGCGCAUUGCCGUGCACCUCUGCAACGCCCUGGUCUGCCAAGUGGACAACCACCACAAGGAGGCUGUGGGCAAGAUGGGCUUCGUCAAGACAAUGUUGAAUCUGAUACAGAAAAAGCUACAGGACAGGACGUGUGACCAGGUGAUGGAGUUCUCCUGGAGCGCGCUGUGGAACAUCACUGACGAGACGCCAGACAACUGUCAGAUGUUCCUCAACUGUAGGGGCAUGAGCCUCUUCCUGGACUGCCUGAAGGAGUUUCCAGACAAGCAGGAGCUCCACCGUAACAUGCUGGGGCUGCUGGGUAAUGUGGCAGAAGUGAGGGCUCUGCGGCCACAACUCCUCACCCCACAGUUCAUCUCUGUCUUCAGUGACCUGCUGGACAGCAAGGCGGAUGGGAUCGAGGUGUCCUAUAACGCGUGUGGGGUGCUGUCCCACAUCGUGUUUGAUGGGCCAGAGGCAUGGGGCAUGGAGGAGCCACUGAGGGACACGGUCAUGGACAAGAUGAUGGCUGCUAUCCAGAGCUGGGAUGUCACCUCCCGCCGGAAUAUCAACUACAGAUCCUUUGAGCCUAUCCUGCGCCUGCUGCCCCAGAGCAUUGCCCCAGUCAGUCAGCACUGGGCCACAUGGGCACUCUUCAACCUGGUGUCAGUCUACCCGAGUAAGUACUGCCCUCUGCUGGUAAAGGAAGGAGGGAUCGUUCUCCUGGAGAAGGUGCUGCAGCUCCAGACAUCACACGAAGAGACCAAGGACAUGGCGCGGAAAGUGAUGGAGCAGUGUGAGAACUUCAAAGAAGACCCCAUGGAAACGGCGAGGUAGACGACGAUCAGCAGAGGUCGACGUCAGGGGAGCAACACCGCUAAACAAACAAAAAGGCAAAACUUCAUAGGAACCCUUCACUAUCUUCUCACCACGAGGGUCAAUUGUGUGCAUCGAUUUACUGUAGAGCAGAGCAACAGUUUUUUGCCUCUCGGCCAGGCUUUCUGGACAGAACCUUGUUAUGCGACACUAUUAGGAAGUUGAGAUAUGGUGCACGGAGUUGGUGUGUGUGUUUUUAUUUGUGUUGCACAUGAUAAGCAUCAUUUGUAUAAUGGAUUUGUGUUCUCUUAUUGGUUUGUUUUGCUUUUUUUUUUGGCGUGCGUGCUUGUCCUCGUUUCAGUGUGAGCACGCCAGAGUGCGUGUGUGUGAGCGUGCUAGAGUGGGUGUAAUGAGUGUGUGUCUGUAUGGAAGGACGUAUGUGUUUAUAAUAAGGAUCAAAACACUGGGGAGAUGUUUGUCUGUCUCUCCCGUUAGUCUCUUCUAUCGGGUCUAGUGAGAGGCCCUCCAUUACAUAAGCUGAGUUUCCAACACAGCAUCAUCAGAGAACAUAAUGCCCAUCAUGCUCCUUCUUAGAAUCCUCGGUCCUCUCAGCGAUUUCUGACAGAGAAAUUCUAAAUGGAUGACGCCAUGAGGUGUUGGAAGGUGGGUUAGUUUUGUCCCAUGCAGCACUGAUCUGUGGACAGUUGAUAUUGCGCAGUGAAGUUGCUAUCUCUGUGGAGGCCUCUACAUCCCAUACUGAUUGAGAGCUUAACCUUGGAGUGUAACCAUGACGAUGACCCCAGCAGAAGUCUUCCUAGAUCCUGUGGCAUGGGGAAGGACUUCGUUUUGUUUUUCGUUGUAGAUAUUUGGAGUUGUCUGUCCCAUCUUUGUUUCUGUCUGUCUGUUUUUAUGAUAUAUGAUUAUAAACACUCCUAUGAUUUAAUCUGUA
Molecule: messenger RNA, 3532 nt
Organism: Coregonus clupeaformis (lake whitefish)
Lineage: Eukaryota; Metazoa; Chordata; Actinopteri; Salmoniformes; Salmonidae
Product: protein zer-1 homolog
Exons: 16
Coding region: 289-2604 (771 amino acids)
Cellular component (GO): Cul2-RING ubiquitin ligase complex
Molecular function (GO): protein binding
Source: RefSeq, a predicted model, not a curated record